AUGUCCACCAUCAUCAGCUCGAUUGUAUCCACAUAUGAGAGCCGUUCGAUCGCUUCUAUGCAGCCCUCAUUGUACGAUUUCAAGCCCAACCAUGUUCGGAUGGCUUCGAUGUCUGGCUGGACUUCCUCGAUGUACUCGCCGAGCCUGUCUGGCUCUGAAAUGGUCGAUGUAGAUGCGUCCUGGAAGAAUCUGGACACCUUGCCGUUGUCCACAGAGAAAGUUGGCGGAACCAGCGACACCGGCCGGCUUGCUGUGCUCUUGAAGUUGGACUUGCUCGUGGACGAAACAGAAAUCAACGGGUUGUCGUCCGUUAACGAGCCAGAAAGAACCGUCGCCUUGUGUUUGGCCACAUACUCCUGCUCGUAUUGGUCCACGGUUGCCAUGUCGACCGCACGGUUGUCCGCCUUGAGCUUGCGGAACCGUUCCUUGUUGAUCUUGAUGAACGCCUCACCCUUUCGGAUCAUGUGCUUGUACUCAUUCACCAAGACGUCGUUGUCUGGGGUGAUGGAACGCAUGGUGCGCAAGAAGUUGAGGUGUUUCGUCAGUCCGUCGUUACUCUCCGAAAGCAUUGCCAGCGUCCGGAACCAAUGGUUGAACUUAAACACCUGGAAUAUCGGGUAG
Ogataea philodendri is the source of this 621-nucleotide messenger RNA. RefSeq lists its product as uncharacterized. NCBI's taxonomy places the organism in Eukaryota, Fungi, Ascomycota, Pichiomycetes, Pichiales, Pichiaceae. The record is from RefSeq and is a predicted model, not a curated record. Bases 1 to 621 code for a protein of 206 amino acids. The transcript has 2 exons.